AUUCAUCUCCUGGGUGAAAAGUAUAGGUUUUCUGUGGAUGAAAGGAAACUUUUGCUUGAACGUAGCCUAAUGAACAAAGAUGUUCAAUAUAUGUAAUCGAUGAAGCUGAUUCCGUAUAUGGACACGUAACUACAUUUGGAGCCAAUUUUAGUCAAAAAAGAAGGUGGGCCAUUCUUAAUCUUAUGCUGCCCCUCCCUUUAUACUACGACAGUUAUUAUGCUAAAUGAAGUAAGAAUGAAUGAAAGAAUUCACCAAAUUGAUGUGCUUUAGGUUAUAACUGUUUACAUUGCUUUUUUUUUGACUGAAAUUAGUUACUGUAACUCCAAAGCAUGUAAAACAAGUUACGUGAAUGAUAUGUAUAUACUUAGAUUAUAAACAGAUAAAGUAAUAUUAUCCAUUUAAGAUGUAAUAACAAUAGCCUUGUUUUAGUUCUCAACAACUAACAAUAGUUUCGUUCUCGACACUAAAAUAUAUGUACAAUCAAUACUCGAUAUACAUACGAAAUUUUCCAGACUAACAACAGAUCUGCACUUGAAUUCCGUGCUCGUUAAUGUAUGAAUUUUUUAACUACCUUUACACUAGUUAUUGUCUAAGCCUCUUGAUUCUUAUCUCUAAGGCGUGUCGCAGAUUUAUUAAAUUCAAUGCUAUUACCGAGUUAACUGGAAAUACAUCGGAGAUAUUACUAGUUCGUUAUUGUGAUUUGAUUUUAAGAAAUCGGUAAGGGUUAUGUUUAAUGUAUUAUCGGUACAUUUAAAUGAUGCAUUUCUAUUUUAGUGAUCGAUGUGAUGUCGAAGACUUGUUGAAUAAAAUAAUAGUAUGUUGAAAAAAAAGCACAUUUUUAUUUAUCAGAAGGCAUUAGAGACGUCUCGAACGGGACGGAGGAAUCUCUCUGUUUCUUGAUGUUUACUCCUGAUUAAGGGGUUAAAUUAUUACGACUCUUCGAGGCACCCCUUGAAUGAAUAUUUCUUCUUGAGCAGUGCUCAAAUAAGAUAAUCAAGAAGAUUAAGUGGAUUUGUGAGGAAACUUUUAAAAAAUAAAACGAAUCGAAAAUUAAUUUUGCAGAGACUAUAGACAAAACUGAAAUGAUGAUUUAGUUUAAUUCCAAACAAAUCACGAUUAUUUUUAGUGGAUGAAACCUUGUCCUGUUUCAUGAAAAUCAAAAAAGGUCGAUCAUUUGCACUCUAUCGAUAUGCUUAAAAAAAUGUUCAUAGAGAUUGGAAAAAAAUUGAUAUUUUUUCUCGGGUAUUCAGUAGACAUUUGAGUAUUAUUUUCAAGCAGAUAAAACAAAUAUGAUCGAAAAAAGGUCAUGAAUUUCCCAGUUUAAUAUAUGCGAAUACGUUCCAGUAUUUAUUCAAGUUAUUGCUUGAUUAAUGUAUCAAUAAUAAAAAAUAAAGUCAUAAUUUACUCUAGAUUUUUUUUCCAUUAGAUUGUAUUCAGUUAUAUUGAAGAUAAAGAUAUUUUUGAAAAAUUUUAUUGGAAAAUGCUAGCCCAACGUUUUGUUCACCAGGCAAGUGUCAAUGAUGAACAUGAAGUACUAAUGGUACAAAAAUUAAAAGAAGCAUCGGGCUCGACAUAUACAGUGAAAUUAGAACAAAUGUGUAAAGAUAUUCAUACUAGUAAAACAUUAUUGGAUGAAUUCAGGAACUGGUGUAAAAUUAACACUAUUGAUAAAACGUUCGAUUUCUCAAUUAUGGUUCUAACUACAAGUGUCUGGCCAUUUUCAGUUCCAUCGACUAUUAAAAUACCAAUUCAGGUAUCAACAUAUCAAAUGAUCAUACUUUUAUUAUUUAAUGAAUCCCCUGAAUACACUGUGGAACAAAUACAAGAUGAAACACAAAUCGAAUUAGAUUUAUUAAUAAAAAUCUUGUGUUUAUUAUUGAAAGAAAAAAUAUUCAUUUGUACUGAUUUAUCAAUCGAAGGUCAAAAUAAAAUUGAAGAAGAAAAUAUAAAAAUAAAUUUUGUUAUUAAACUUAAUUUUGAUUAUAAAAGUGCAACAAUAAGAAGAAAUUUAAAUUUACCUAUAAAAUCUCUUGAACAAAAAGAGACAGAAGAAACAAAUCGAACUAUUGAUAAAGAUCGAGCAUUAAUCAUUCAGGUUUGUACCAGUAAUCGUUCGUUAUCUAUUCAAAAUAUAAUCGUCAGCUGCUCAAUCACUUUUUUUGCAUGCAUUCAUGUUUUGAAGUUUUCUUUAUAAUAAUAUUAAUCUAAUAAUUAGGUUCGCUAGUGUGUCAACCACACUGAGCCUUACUCAUUUG
This is a messenger RNA of Didymodactylos carnosus, 2255 nucleotides long. The record is from the annotation of a GenBank genome assembly. NCBI's taxonomy places the organism in Eukaryota, Metazoa, Rotifera, Eurotatoria, Philodinida, Philodinidae.